Molecule: messenger RNA, 6039 nt
Organism: Mustela lutreola (European mink)
Lineage: Eukaryota; Metazoa; Chordata; Mammalia; Carnivora; Mustelidae
Gene: KIF24
Product: kinesin family member 24
Exons: 13
Coding region: 311-4465 (1384 amino acids)
Biological process (GO): microtubule-based movement
Molecular function (GO): microtubule motor activity; microtubule binding; ATP binding
Source: RefSeq, a predicted model, not a curated record
ACUCGCGAGAUCCUCACUCAGAGGUUCGAUUGGUUGAAAGACGCAGUUUGAGAGUUUACGCCCACUGCCUCCUCGGAUCCCUGAUUGGUCUUCUGGAGAAGAAGGACUCAUACGUCAACUAGUUUCCCCGGUGCCCAUUGGUGGAUGAGGCGGGGCUGCCGGCGCGCGGGCACCGGCGCGGGCGUUCGAACCCGCGCUUGGUGGCGUUACCAUGGGGAUGCAGCCCGGCCGGCGCCUCAAAAGCUGGUGAGUUGACAGCACGCCCGCCAACUUGGGGCUCUCCUGUCGGCAUUGUCUUCUGUCUUCAGACAUGGUUGACCGAGGGGGACCUGGGAAGCCACUGAGAAUUUAUAGAAACUCAUUCACAAAAAUGACGUCCUGGUUGUAUGAAUGUCUUUGUGAAGCUGAACUUGCACAGUAUUAUCCUCAUUUUACUGCCCUUGGCCUUCAAAAAAUAGAUGAAUUAGCCAAGGUUACAAUGAAGGACUACUCCAAAUUGGGAGUCCGUGACAUGAAUGACCGCAAACGUCUCUUCCAACUUAUCAAAAUCAUUAAAAUUAUGCAGGAAGAAGAUAAAGCAGUCAAUAGCCCCGAGCAUCCUCUUCAGACAGACAGCUUGUGUAGUAAGCCUCGGGAAUCCAGAUCUGGCCCUCGCAGACAACUGCAUUUUGAUUCCCCUGCUGACAACAAAGACAGAACUACCAGCAACAGUGGGUUUGAAAGGCACAGUUUAUCAGAUUUUUCUGCAAAUGAACAGAAGUCUAGUUACCUAAAAGUGCUGGAGCACAUGCUGCCAGAUGAUUCCCACUACCAUACAAAAACAAGAAUUCUGAGUGCUGCAGCUGCUGGUUCCUAUGUGCAAACAGAAACUAACACUUCACUCUUUUCAUCAAAUCACUAUUCUCCACUCCUGGGGGAUUGUGAUGGUCCCAUUAUUCAAAGAGUCUCUCAUGUUUCAGGGUAUAACUAUGGAAUCCCUCAUUCUUGUAUCAGACAGAACACCUCAGAGAAAGAGAAUCCUUGGACUGAGAUGGAGAAAAUCAGAGUUUGUGUUCGAAAACGCCCUCUGGGCAUGAGGGAGGUACGUCGUGGAGAAAUUAAUAUUAUUACCAUAGAAGACAAAGAAACUCUACUUGUUCAUGAGAAGAAAGAAGCAGUUGACCUUACACAAUAUAUUCUGCAGCAUGUUUUUUAUUUUGAUGAAGUCUUUGGUGAAGCAUGCACCAAUCGGGAUGUAUACAUGAAGACUACUCACCCACUCAUUCAGCAUAUUUUCAAUGGAGGCAAUGCCACUUGCUUCGCAUAUGGACAGACAGGUGCUGGGAAGACCUAUACCAUGAUAGGAACUCAUCAGAACCCAGGACUCUAUGCCCUGGCUGCCAAAGACAUCUUCAGGCAACUAGAAGUGUCUCAGCCGAGAAGGCCCCUCUUCGUGUGGAUCAGCUUCUAUGAAAUCUACUGUGGACAACUUUAUGACCUCUUAAAUAGAAGGAAAAGGCUCUUUGCAAGAGAAGAUAGCAAGCACAUGAUACAGAUAGUGGGACUGCAAGAGCUUCAGGUGGAUAGUGUGGACCUCCUCUUAGAGGUGAUUCUGAAGGGCAGCAAGGAGCGCAGCACUGGGGCCACUGGAGUUAAUGCGGACUCCUCCCGCUCCCAUGCUAUCAUCCAAAUUCAGAUCAAGGAUUCAGCCAAGAGGACAUUUGGCAGGAUCUCUUUUAUUGACUUGGCUGGCAGCGAAAGAGCAGCAGAUGCCAGAGACUCAGACAGACAGACAAAGAUGGAAGGCGCAGAAAUAAACCAGAGUCUUCUGGCUCUGAAGGAAUGUAUCCGUGCAUUGGAUCAGGAACACACCCACACUCCCUUCAGGCAAAGCAAAUUAACUCAGGUCCUGAGGGAUUCUUUCAUUGGUGAUGCCAAAACCUGCAUGAUCGCCAACAUCUCACCAAGCCAUGUGGCCACCGAACACACUCUGAAUACCUUGCGUUAUGCUGACCGGGUCAAAGAACUAAAAAAAGGCGUUAAAUGUUGUACUUCAGCUACAAGUCGAAAUCAGACCUCUGGAAACUCUUCUCCAAAAAGAAUUCAGAGCUCCCCUGUGGCCCUGCCAGGGGACAAGUGUUCUCCCAAAAAGGUCAAGCUGGGGCUUCAGCAGUCAUUCAUGGCAGCUCCUGGCUCCACGAAAGGGAAGGCCUAUCCUCUGGCCAGCCACCCGCCCAACAUCCCUUUUGCACCUGUACCUAAAGUUCCUGGUAAGACAGGUUCAUCCAGAGGGAGUCCUCCCCAGGAGUGGGUCGUUCAGACCAGCCCUGUCAAAGGAGCCACGCAGUCUAGACAUUCAGCCAAAAAAAGGGCAGAAGAGUCUGCACCCUUGUGCUGUGAGAAAAAUCAAAUGGGCAACAGAACUGCCCGCAGGUGGGGAAGCAAGGCCGCCGGCCCAGGAGAAGCUCCAGCACGUGGGAAGCUACCCUCCAAGUGCAAGACAGUGCAGCCUGUGCAGCCCGUGCAGCGGCAGCUGGUGUCACGGGCCGAGCUCUCCUCUGGCAGCCUCCACCACUUAGCAAAAUCUGGGCAGGGCAGCAAGGGGAGCACACCUGCCAGGCCUGCCUCAGAAGUGUGGACAGACAUCCCUCCACAUCAGAAAGAGAGGGAGGAACAUUUGCGCUUCUAUCAUCAGCAGUUCCAGCAGCCACCUCUCCUCCAGCAGAAGUUCAACUACCAACCACUGGAAAGGUUUUUAUGCCAGUACAGGCCCCUGGAGGGGCAGUUCCAGAAUGAAACCCCUCUCCCCUUCUGCUCUUACUCUGAGAGCCAGGAUGGAGCCCAUGCUGAGGAUCUUGAUGACAGCGAUUUCAGUGAAGAUUCUUUUUCACAUGUCUCCAGUCAGAGGACCACAAAGCAGAGAAACACCCUAGAGAAUAGCGAAGGCUCCUUCUUCCUUCAUCAGAGGGAGGAAGGCGCUGCGGAGGUGGCCGAAAGGCAGCAGAGUCUGUUUUUUAACCCCAGGACAGAUGGUGACGAGAAGGGCCCAACUGGAAACUGGAUGUACUCUAGGAACCCCACAAAUUACAGAGGAGCAGCUCUCAGUCAUGGCCACGGCUCAAGUAAGGUGACUUUGGACUGCAGCAGAGAGGAGUCUUCCUCCUUGGAGCUUUCCCCCAGAGACAACCCAACAGAGAAGCCUUACUGCUCACAGGUAGACUUUGUAUGUGGCCAGAAAGGUGGUGGAGACCCACCCUCUGAACUCAGACAGAAUGCUUUCAGAAGUGAGGUUCCUGGGCAGGCUGAGGGUAGUUCACUACCCCCAGAAGAAGACAGUUUCAUUUUCUCACUAUCCCAUGAGGCAUUUCCAGGAUCUCCAGACCAAAGAGAGACAGUUAGCACACCUCUGAGAGAAGUUGGCCAAGACAGCCCAACUCUGGUGACCGAAACCAUGAAAAACAGUUACCCUUACCAAGAAGGCAACUGUAGAGGGGAGUCAGGCACAUGUUCUGAAUAUGCUUCUGGACUGAUGGCUCCCCUCACUGUGUCCCUCCUGGAGAACACAGACGAUGAGGGCCCUCUUCCCUUGGAACGGCUGGCCCAGGAUGGGCUUGCUCACAGUCCAGUGGCAGCAGGGGGCCCACCUGUGGGCAACACAGUGUCAUCUGGUGAUCAGAAAGCACUCCUGCCAGUGUCUUCAGCAGCUGGGCACUUGUGGCUCUCAUCAUCUCCCCCUGACAAUAAGCCAAAUGGUGAUCUUCCAGCUCUGUCCCCAUCACCCAUCCGUCAGCACCCACCUGAGACGUUGCCCAUCAGUGAGACUGACCCAGGGGAGGUCUGCCAGAGCAGAGAGCCUGUACUAUCCUCCCAGGAACACUCAAGUAGCAAGCGGUGUGAUGCUGAUGCUGAGGCGGCAGAGCUGAGCAGCUCCCAGGGUUUUCCAGAAAAGCCCUUCCCCCACAUACAUAUUGGAGGACCCCACCCUGCACCUCUACUCACCGCACGAACAGAAAGCAGUGUUAUGGCUGACCAGCCCUGGGCCCAAGAACGAAAAUCUCCAAAAGGACUUGGUUGGCAGGAGCUAAGUCUGCUGAGAGACCCCAUCAAGUUGCCCUGCUACAACAGCAACAUCAUGUGGCUCAAAUACAGGCCGAUCCCAAGGUGCUUAGCAAGACCAGGCUCUCCCCUGGCCCCUGGCAGCUCUCCAGAGACUGCAGGGACACUCCCUCAGCUCACCCUGGGGCCUGCACAGCAGGUGGUCAUCCGAGCACACCAGGAACAACUGGAUAAAAUGGCAGAACUGGUCUUCAAGGAGGAGACCCUGAUGAGUCAGUUGGCUCUUCAUGAUUUUGAAGAUUUUGUGACCCAGCUGGAUGAAAUCCUGGCUCUGAAAUCCCAGUGCAUCCAGGGUCUGAGGAGCCAGCUUCAGCUAUACCGGGCCUGCCACAGGCCAGCCACAGCCCCUGAGAGGACAGUGGUGGCUUAGAACAAGACCCGGUAUGAGGUGAUGGGACCAGCUCAGGAGGCUGUGCUGAAUUUUUAGAGGCUGGAGGGGCCUCUGCCAGGUCCUCCUUACAAAUCCUAGAACCCACUCCCUGGUCCUACCCAUGUUAGCCUCUCCCCAGCCACCCAUGGCCUUGACUAAGCCCAAGCCUAUGUCCCUCAGUUCCAAGCACAGGAGCAUUUGUAGGGAAGGGCAGAGCAGCCUGAAAAACUUAGUAUGCCCUCCUAUUCCUGUGGUAUUAGAAGAGUAUUUAUCUUACUGACCCCGUGUCUGUGGAGAUAAGGUUCUAGAACAAUUACUAUCUUUCUAAAUUUGAGGACCAGAGGAUGGGGUGGGCCAGUGCUAACCUAGAAGCUGGGGAAGAAAACAUGAUGAAUUUCAGGAGCUCUGUUAGCUGAAUGCUGUUCUUCAAGACUUGACCAAAAACUAAAACACUCCUCAUUAGCCCUUGGAGAGUGGUGGGACAGGCCUCAUGUCCCCAGUUACCCUCCCUUCCAGCAAUUCAGAGACAGAAGAGAGUGCCCACAUCACUGCAUUACUCUUUUUAACAACACUCAUGCUCCUGUAGCAGUUCCUGGCUCCUGACUCUUCACCUGCCAUGCCCUCUCAUGGCAAAGUUAAAGAAGUGGAGGAUCUCUUUGCCUUACCUUUAUCCAGCAUCACCCUGGCUGUCCACUCUCUCCCAACGGCCUGUGUUCAGUAGUAUCUUGGCACUGAAAGCUCUAGUCAACAGCCUGAGACCCUGAGGCAGAAAUUUUUUUUACACACACCUCAAGACAAAUACAAAGUGGUCUGUCACUUCCUAGGGCCACCUUGGGUCAGUAUGAUGCAGGUGUCACGGUCUUGGCUCUGAUGUCCCCUGUAAUGUGCAGAAACUUAAAUUUCUUACAGGGAAAGGAUACCUUUUUAAGGUUUAAAAGGAGGGCCUAAUUAAAAGGGUAGGAGAAGGUCUUGACGGGCUUUCUGACUGCAGCCCUGUCAUCCUUUGCCUGAUCUGAACACUAGAGGGCGGCCUUUUUCCAGCUUCGUGGCCCAAAGGGUCUGCUGUCUUAAUGAUCAUGUGAUCCUUAAAAGAAUUAGAGACCCGCUCCCAGCCAAAAGCACUAGAGUACUGUGGGAUGACAGUUAAGUAUAAGGACAAGAAACUUAAGGGAGCAGUCUAGUUCCCUCAGCUACAGCAGCACCACCGAGAGCUGGUCAGUCUGAAUCCAGUCCUGCCUGCAGCACAAAAAUGCCUGACACCUCUCACAGGAAAAGGUACUUCCCCUCUUCUGAGUGCCGUGAAAGCCCAGGCUGUCUCACCUCCACAGUCUUGUAGGAAGGCAUGUCCUUGGUUCCAGAGACUGAGCUUAGGUCAGAUUUAUAAAGCUAGGGCCGACUACAUGGCCAGCUCCUGGGUCCCACAGGCCUAUAGUGGGAGACAGUACUAAAAAGACAGAAAAUGGUUAGUGCCUGUUUGUUUCAUCCCAGGCAAAUCCAAGCAGGAAUCCCUUUCUCACCCACCCCAACCCCUCAAUAAAACAGCACUUGGCAAUAAAGGAAUUAUCACAGCAGGA